GCAAUGUGCUAAACAGUUUGAAAAUGCAGGCCGUGUCAUGCUUUGAAAAAAAUCAUUUUAUACUUGAAUUUGGUGGAAAAUGUCGGACCCUAAACGUGCUACUCUUAUAACAGUGGGUGCUCCAAAAAGUGCAAAGAAUAGUGUGAAUAAGACAGUGCGAUUAACUGUAAAUUUGGACGAAAGCAACGAAAGUAAAUAUCCAGAGCUGAAUUACAAGGCACUACUCAUAACAACAGCGAGAAAGAAGAGAGUGGAGAAUGGUAAAACAUCUGGGCUGGACCCUUUUUCUGACAAUGAUGAUGAUGUUGAAAGAGUAGCCAGGAAAUUUGAACAAAAAUAUGGUGGCAAGAGUACAUAUGGCAGAAAAGGCAGAUCUAAAUAUGAUGAAUUUGCUGACAUUGGCGCUGGUUACGAUGAUAAUGACUCAUUUAUAGACAACACACAUGGUUAUGAUGAGAUGAUACCACCUGAGUGUGACACAUUGUAUGGUGGUUUCUACAUAAACUGUGGCUCGCUGGAGUUCAAGACAGUGCCUGAGAACCAAUCUACUGUGUCUGAUGGUGAUCAAAAUAGAAGGAAUAAGAGACGCAUAUCGUCGAGCAGUAGUGAGGAAGAAUCGUCAGAAAGUUCCUCAGAAUCUGACAGUCAAGAGGCAAAGGACCCCAAAGCGAUUGCCAAUGGUGAACUAGAUUCACACAAGACUGAGCAUAGGAAAAAGAAAAACAAAAACAUUGACAAGAAGAAAGCGAAGAAAGUACGAAGAACAGAUUCUUCUGCUGCCACAUCUGGAAAACAGACUUCUGACGAUAACGUACAAGGGGACGCGGAAAGUGCAGAUUCUCGUACUUCCCAAUCUGAUUCGCUGACUUCCAAACCAGCGCCUAGCUCUGAGAACGCUAUCACUUCGGACAGCUCCAGGGACGUAGAAGCGAAGGUGGAAGUAAAGUUGCCAUCUCCAGUUCAAGAGAUUCUGGAAGAACUGGAUAUAUUGGUUCAGCAGGCCAGAGAUAACCCUACCGACACCGCUAAGGCAGACCAGUGUGUGGUUAGGUUAAAUCUCGCACUGUCGAAAGGCGGAGUUGACAGUGCAAUGCGGCGCGCGGCGUGGCACCGGGCGGCUAAGACGAUGCAUAUGUCGCGGGUAAAGCUCUUGCAGCGGGUUAAAGACUUGAAGUCUGAAAUUAUCGCAGAGUGUGAUGCCAUGUCAACACCAACGCCUAAUUUGGAAACUGCUCAAUCCCUCGCAUCUGUAAGCAUCAGCACUAAUACAACAAGCACAGCCCCUAAACGCAAAGCUGAAGACGCCCUACAACCAUUGGACGUCAGCCGCCUCACUCCUGACGAGAAAGAAGUUGAGAUCUCAAACACAUUGGAAAGGCUUAAAGUGUUGAUAGAUGAACGCACACCAGGUAUGAUGGCUGCUUACAAUGCUGAAUGUGAACGAGUCCAAGAAAAGAGAAAAAAGAUCCAAAUAGCCUCAGCAGUGGAAGGAGCCCCACACAUAGACAAGCGACUACCAAAACGCCGUUUCCCUUGGUGCCCGCGAGCCCGGGCGUUGUUGGCACGGCUAGCUGCCCUAGCUGGCGACCCCGAGUCUGCCGCAACCUUGUUAGCCACAAGGGCCUUGAAGCUGUUCCCUUCAGGCUUCGUCAGGAUGCCGACGCUAUUGAGACAGGCAGAUCUCAGCAAAGAAAUCAAAGCAUCCGACAUUAAACGUCAACGCUUAGGAUCAGCCUCACAGGCUGUCAUCGCAAGUACUCAGCAGUUCAAUGAACCAAUACAGUUCCCAAGUUCUUUAACGGUCACAACAUCUGUCAAAAAUAUUGAUGAAAAUGACAAAGAUAAAUACAAAAUUAACCCCGCAGCUGUAUUUGGAACUGUAUUAAACUCGUAUUCUCUUAGUCAAGAUAUAGUAAUGGAGAAAGAAGAUAGAAAGAAAGAUCCAGAACUAUGUAAAGAUGAUAAUAUGUACAUUCCUCCAAAUAUAGGCAGUAUAACGAUAACUCCUGUACCAAACCAAAAAGAAAAGAAAGUUAAUAAUGUUAAUGACAGACCCAAGGAACCACUACUAAGAGUUAAAUCACCUGCAGUAUUAAACGAAAUGGUCACAAACAGAAAAGCUAAAGAUAAAGAAAAACAUAAAAAGACAGAUAAAGACAAGGACCAUAAAAGAAUAGACACACCUUUGACUAUAGAUACAACAAAUCCUAGUAAAAAAGAGCCAGAAAAGAGUCCAAAAAGUAAAGAUGAAUUCAGUAAAAAACAAAUCGAAAGUAUGAGAAUAGCUGAAAAUAAUAUACCUCGACCUGGUUUGGUAUCUGUACAUCAUUCACCAACAUUCGCUAAACCAGAUAAAAGACCACCAGAAGUAAAGAAAAAAAAGGAUAUAGUUAUCGUAUCAGAUCUUGAUCCCUUAAGUGACAUACCUCAGGAACCUGUAGCUAUUGAUGACAGUAGCAGUGAUGUAGAAGUGAUAGAGGAGAAAUCUGCGGACAAAAGUGAACCUAUAAGUGAGAAAAGUGAUAUAGUGCCUUUGAAGGACAGAAGUGACAAAAGUGACAAUCAUAAGACAAUGAAGAACAAUGUAAAGGUUAGGAUUGAGAAAAGUGUUAGUUCUAAGGAAUUUAGAAAGAAGACUGAUGAAUCUACUAAGGAAGAAAUUGAUUCAUUGAUGAGAGAUAUCAGUGAGAUGAAGCAUUCACAAGAACCAACUGCAUUAAACUGCAAUUCCUAUGGAGGUGUUAUUACCAGUGCGCAGAACGAACUUCUUUAAUUAAAAUGGAUUGAUAUAGUGCAGUCACAGGAUGUGUGGCUGCCGAUACUGUUGUAAGGUGAAGAAAUCAUGAAAUGAUUAUAUUGUUAGAUCGAUGAUAUUGAUAGUCUAUUUAUUGAAGAUGGCCGCUUAUUACUAUAAGAUCUAUAAUUGAUAAAUGAUAAAUUACUGAUAGUGUGUGGUUGAUAGUUCUUGUCUGAGUUUUGAAAAAUGUGAAAAUUUUAAGAUCUUCCUUUUUUUUUUAAAGAACUAUACUUUUUGUCAAUUUUCUUACAUUGCCAAAACCGACAUUUUUAAAAGUGUUCCUUUAUAAUAUAUAAUAGAAUAAAAUACCCUUAUUUCCUGGGUAAAUAUAUGAAUAUCAUACACAAAUAAAAAUAUGUUUUCGGUUGUUCUAAAUUCGAAAAUAAAUUAUCUAAUCUCAAUUUAGUUUUGAACUUGUGUCCAACAUUUCUAAAAUCGCCAUAAAUUAAUAGUUUUAAUGAUUAUAAAUCUUUUAGUUGUAAGUCCUUGUAACAGUGGACACGUUCAGUUAAAUCCAUGUUAUCAGGUUGAUGAACAAUGUUAUUGACUGAUUGAAUGUGAUUAAUAAUUGAUUCGUUGUUAUUUUGAUGAAAUGGGGGGGAUUUUAGACUGUCUUUUCACAGACUGAUGCCGGUAUAAACACAUCAGUCUCGUGUCAACUUUUCAACAGUUAUAUCUUCAUCAAAGUCAUAGAUUGAACUGAAACAAACUGGGCUUGUUAUCACCGUAUUAAAGCAAGGUUAACGAGAUAAGGUAAAUAAGAGAAAUUUAACCUGGAUGUUCUUUAUAAAUAUUAAUAUCUUACAUAAAUUACAUUAUUUUCUGCCAUAAUACUCAGUUCACUCCCAGGACUUUCAUUCAACAUUUCACUGCAAGAACAAGAACGCCUGCCUCGGAAUAAUUUAAACCUUUCAGAUUCCUUAUUUAGUAAUUUUUGAAACAUACCUACAGUUGUUAACAUGAUUGUUGUUAAAUUAUCUGUCGCAUUGUAAAAUUUGCGAUGAGUAUAAUACUGUCAUAAUACGGAACUGACAGAAGCAAUUAAACCAGUUUAGGAAUUACCGAUAUAUUUAGGUUUAACAAUAUCAAAGUGUGAGCUGUCAAAAUGUGAGCUUUGUAUGAAGACAGAAGCAGUUAAACCCGUUUAGGAAUUACCGAUAUAUUUAGAUUUAACUGGUUGGUCAUUUCGAUUUGGUUGUAGUAAAUUGGCCGGGGAGCAGUAAAUCAAACCGCUCUAAAAUCAGUACACGUGUACACGGGGCAUAAGAAACUUAGAAAGAGUGCAUCUCCACUUGCUAUCCAUAGCACUGUCUAGAGCAAGAUUAAACACGAGCGGUCAAUCCGCCCAGUUACCGCUCACCCUCAGACAAGAAAAAUCAUUAUCCAGUUCAUAGAUGUCAUUACCAGAUAUACAAUUUAGAAUAUAUAUGAAAAGUUCGAAGCUAUUUUUGUGUUUUUUUUUUUAUAAUAUAGCCUUUCCUAGUUUGAAGCUCUGAUAUCUACGUGUCGUAAGAACGUUACCACACAAAUGAGAGCAAACUUGUUAACAUUAUUUAUCAUGUCACGUUGACCUUGCUUUAGACGCAAUAAGCUUGUAAUGUAUAUACUAUUGCGUUUAAUUUGAGUUCUAAAUUGCAUGAAUUUUGAAAAUGUCUUCACAAAUGAUUUUUUUUUUAUGUUAAGGCCUGUAUAGAACACUGUAUUUUGUAUAAAACGUUAAUUAAAUAUAGUUUUACAGGAUUUUAUUUCGUAAGCAAUUAUUUAGACGUACUUAUGCAAACCAAAUCUAACACACCCACUUUAUUUGGCAAAUAUAUUAAGAAAAAUAAACUUUAGUGCUAGAAUGAAUGUCAAAAAAAAUUAAAAUUGCAGUAUUUUAUUGCAAAUCGGAUUUAUUGAGUGAUUAUUGUAUAUCUAGUCUAGGAAUGUGUUAGAAUUGAUAAAGUGAAUCUGGUCUUUCGGCGAUAUUGCCUUAAUAGUACCUAAAUAUUUUUUUAAAAAUCAGAUUGCCUUUGUAUAGUUUGAAAAAUAA
Molecule: messenger RNA, 4829 nt
Organism: Pararge aegeria (speckled wood butterfly)
Lineage: Eukaryota; Metazoa; Arthropoda; Insecta; Lepidoptera; Nymphalidae
Gene: yem
Product: yemanuclein
Exons: 16
Coding region: 80-2773 (897 amino acids)
Cellular component (GO): nucleus
Source: RefSeq, a predicted model, not a curated record